Anopheles nili is the source of this 2273-nucleotide messenger RNA. It is a transcript of the gene CAH2, whose product is annotated as carbonic anhydrase 7. Bases 209 to 1333 code for a protein of 374 amino acids. The transcript is spliced from 7 exons. Lineage: Eukaryota; Metazoa; Arthropoda; Insecta; Diptera; Culicidae. Gene Ontology annotation, molecular function: zinc ion binding; carbonate dehydratase activity. Gene Ontology annotation, cellular component: cytoplasm. The record is from RefSeq and is a predicted model, not a curated record.
CAAAGCGUGGUGUAGCAGAGCGAUGCCGCGCUUGGACAUAAAUUGAUUUUAUUGAUUAAUCGGUUCGCGAACGUGCGACCCUGCCGUCGUCGAGCAAGGCCAAUCUCCUCUUGCGGGUUGUUGCACGUCGAUCGCGGCGAGAUUCCGUCACAAUUUUCGUGCCAGCAGCAGCAGCAGCAUCGUAUCAUCGUCGGCCAACAGUAGCAGCAUGACGACCAGCUAUUGUAGUAAAAGCAACCGCCGUCGCGUUGGCGGCACUGGCAGCAGUCGGGCGGCUAUGCUAAUCGCAUCAAUUUUGGUAUUAUCAGUCCAUUACGGUCAUGCACAGGAUUUCGGAUACGACGGUGCCAAAGGCCCAUCACACUGGGGCGAACAAUUCAACUCCUGCACUGGUAAACACCAGAGCCCGAUUAACAUCAACUCAUUGGACGUGAAGAAAGUCAACCUUCCACCGCUGAUGCUGCACGGGUUCGACAUAUCACCACGUGAAACGAAUCUGACCAACAACGGCCACACGGUGGUGGUCACGAUGGACUCGGAAGUCACACCAACCGUUGCUGGAGGACCACUCGACGGUGUGUACGAGUACUCCCAGCUGCACUUUCAUUGGGGCGAUAAUGACACCUUCGGCAGCGAGGAUAUGAUCGACAAUCAUCGAUUUCCUAUGGAGCUGCAUAUCGUGUUCUACAAGCAAGAGUACAAAAACGCCCGCACGGCAUUAAACCACCCCGAUGGGUUGACGGUGUUGGCGUUUUUCUAUGAAAUUUCCCCACAGGACAACCCAACGUACGGCGAGUUCAUCGAGCUGUUGGGCAACGUUACCGGUAGUCAUUUAUCGGCACGCUUCGACGCUCCACCAUCGCUGAAGGAUCUCAUUGCGAAGGACCUGCUGCACUACUACACGUACGAUGGUUCGUUGACGACGCCACCAUGCAGCGAGGUGGUCACGUGGAUCGACUUCAAGGAACCGAUUUUGUUGUCUCACGCACAGGUUCAAGCUUUCCGAGCACUUGAGGAUGAAGAAGGACACCCAUUGACGCACAAUUUCCGUCCUGUGCAGCCUCUAGGCGACCGGGUGGUACUAUACAACACGGAUGAGAUGAUCAAACAGAUCGAUCUCGAUGAGGAGGCUCCCACGGAGCAUGAAGGCAUCGAUACGAAUAAAAUCGAUGGCCCAAAGUCCGACGAAGCUGUGAUACCCACUAAAAAACCCGAUGGCCGCAAGCAUCCGCGGAAUGCGGCCUCUUCAUCGAUGCUUGAUCGGUGUUUAGCAAUCAUCAUUGCAAUGAUGACGAUUCUAUCGGUCAACCUUUGCUUGCCGGCUCGUUGUUGAAGAGCACCAUUUAUUCAGAUGUAAAUAUAGAGAUUAGAAUGCCAUGCACACAGUAGAAAAUAUUCCGUAGAAGUUAGUCCCAAAAAAACAAACAAUACAUUGUUACCAGAGCUAUUCGUGAACCGUGAUAAGUGUAAGAUAGACGCGAUUCAAAAUAAGUAGUACACGCAUUAAAAAAUUUCACCCAUCAUAUACAGAAUUCACUAUUUAUCAGAAAGAAAUUAUUCAGGAUAACUAGUUUAGGUUUCAUUUAACUGUUAAAUCUUACCUUUUGAUCUGGCUAAUCUGGCUGAAAUCCAGUAGAGUUUUAUUAUGUCACCAAUGGCAGCAAAUUAAAACGCAAAUUAUAUAAAACACAAUUUUUAAUAUCGAAAAGUAUUGAGUGUCGACAAAUUCACACACCUUACGUCUUAUCUCGCACCAAGCAACAUCCUUGGGACGUUUUCACUGCGAUUUAGGACAUCUUCAAUAAAGGGAACUUUCCUUGCUUGAACCUGAAAAGGUACGAACAAUCUGUAUGAUUCUGAACGCACUCUCGCAAUCGACUAUUGGCACUUUUCCGAGGAAAGGUUUAGAAAUUAUUGAAGAAUAAAAGAUGCGCAUGAUCGCAUGAACUCACCACGCCUCGAUGCACAUCGAAUUGAGACUUAUCGAAUUUCACCGCGCUGUUGCGAUUGUCACGUCCCGUAGGCUCUCCUUCAUUGCAAGUCGUUUUGGUUGGCACAAGCUGAAGGUUAUAAUGACGGCAGUCGUCCGAUAGCCACGUGCGCUCGUGACCCUCGUAGUGGAGUAUAGUUUCAAGCCAUCGAAGCGGUACCGUUUGCACUCGGCUCUGAUAGGCCACAGAAAAUUGCUGUAAGAUUCGGCGCCGGAGUGCUGGAAGCUGUAGUGUUGCCACGGCGGCUUCCAGCGGAGCAUACUGCUUAAUUUGUUGUAACGC